AUGCUACAACUCUUUCCGGUUCUACAAUUUCUUCUUAACUUCUUCCUGUCUGUUACGGCGAAAACAAUCGAUAAUAAAUUAAUAGGAAUGCCUGAAGCAGUAUGCGGACCGGAGAAUAUAACGAUCGAAGGUACAACCGAAGAAUCAUUUGAAGGUGUUGUUUUCAUCAAGAAUUGGCGACGGAGCAACGGAUGCGCUGCGAUCUAUACACUCAACGAAAACACUACGACACCGUCACUUUCAAUUCCCAUAAAUCGUAUAGGUCAAUGUGGUUUGGUGUUACGAAGGAAUUCUGAAACAAAAGAAGUUGAAAUAUUUGUGGUAUUCGUCUUCAGUUUUCAUCCAAAUUUUGUGACUGCCGACGAUCGUUCUUUUGCGGUACAUUGCAUUUUUCAACAGCAAUCUUUCAAGGUCGCAACCAAAUUCAAUUUCAUAGCAGAAAAGAGUACAAGUGGUGUAAUUAAUGGAAUAGCUGAUAUACCAAUUAUGAAAUUAACGGUUGUUCAGGGACGUGUACCGGAUCCAAAUAUGGAACCGGCACGAUUAGUCUCUGUUGGUGAACCAUUGAUGUACAUUUGGCAUUUGAACUCUAAAGCAGGUAUUUACGGUGUAUGGAUAAAGGAAUGUUCAGUGGAAGCAGAAGAUGGCCGUAAGAUGAAAAUAAUCGAAAAUGGAUGCUCCUUGGAUUCUGUUAUUGUAUCAAAUGUACAGUACCCAGAAAAUAACCUUAAGGCAUUUGCUGACGGAUUGGCAUUUAAAUUUCCGGAUGCUGAUGAAGUAUGGAUAUCAUGUGCAGUUGCUACAUGUUUGCGAAAAUUCGAUCAAUUUAUUGUCACUAAUAGUACUGAUUAUUUGUGUCCUAAACAACCAGAUUGCUCUAAACGAAUAAAACGAUCGAUGGAAAAAGAAGAGAAGAGAAUUGAAAUUUAUUCAACAGACAACUUAGUACAUCAUAAGCUUCAUGUCACUGAUCAACCUGUUCAUACCUUACCUUAUCAAAGUAUGGGAGAGAAGACAUUGAGGCUCUAUAAUGGAAUUUGUAUUAAUAAGAAAUUUUUUGCCGGAACAUUUGCUGCCUUAACAACGGCAUAUUUGGCUACAAUAACGGUAGCGGGUAGUUUUGGCUUAUCGAUCUAUCGAUCUCAGAGUAAACAAUAA
This is a messenger RNA of Brugia malayi, 1158 nucleotides long. RefSeq lists its product as uncharacterized. The record is from RefSeq and is a predicted model, not a curated record. The transcript has 9 exons. The coding region runs from base 1 to 1158 and encodes 385 amino acids. NCBI's taxonomy places the organism in Eukaryota, Metazoa, Nematoda, Chromadorea, Rhabditida, Onchocercidae.